UCAUGCGGUCCUUCUACAAUAGGUAAGGAGAGAGAGACAGAGAGAGGAAGAGAAAUAUACAAGGAGAGAGAGAGAGAGAGAGAGAGAGACAGAGAGGGAGAAAGAGUGACUGUGUUUUGGGGAGAAAGACAGUGAGAAAGAAGAGGGCAGAGUGAGAGGGAAGACGGGAAAGAAGUUACAACAACCCUGGGAAUGAACCCCUGGGAAUGAAGUGGUGACUGGCAGAUAGAGCUGAGAGAUGAAGAGGUAGAACUGGUGACAGGGACAGAUUCACAGUGUGGACCUGCACAGGAGAGAGAGGCAGCAUUCAGAGGAGUACUCAGUAAAGAGAAGAAGCAUUGGAACUUCCUCAGUUAUCACAGCUGGCUCUCAAGAGAGAGGGCAAAAGAGAGCGUGACAAGACAGGAAACCCCACAGGUGUAGAUGCAGACAGGUGGACAGUCAGACAUGCUGCUUGUGCUUCUGCUGCUGUGCAUGGCUGGAGGAGUUUGGGGGUCCGCCCCCGGAGUGUGGGGGUACGGACGGAUCCAAGACAGGCAGGGGCCAGCGGCGUCGCUGUGCCCGUCUCCGUGCCAGUGCGAAGAAGAUGGGAUAUUCGUCAUGGUGGACUGCUCGGAGUUGGGACUAUCUUCUGUGCCAGCCAACCUCAGCCCUCUCACCACUUACCUGGAUCUGAGUAUGAACAACAUCAGUGAGAUCCAACCCAGAGCCUUCCACCGAUUACACCUGUUAUCAGAACUGCGUAUCUCAGGGAAUCAGCUGAGGUAUAUCUCAGGCCACGCUCUCCAGGGUCUCCACAACCUCAAAGUUCUAAUGCUACAAAACAACCAGCUGGAGAGACUUCCUGAUGAUGCUCCAUGGGAUCUACCCAACCUACUGUCCUUGCGUCUUGAUGCUAACCUGUUGUCUGAGGUUCCGGCUGGGACCUUUAGAGGGGUUCGCUCUCUAAGACACCUGUGGUUGGACGAUAACUCUCUAACAGAGAUCCCAGUGACAGCCCUGGACUCUCUGCCCUCCCUGCAGGCCAUGACGCUGGCCCUCAACCAGAUCACUCACAUCCCAGACUAUGCUUUCACCAAUCUCUCCGCCCUUGUCGUACUGCAUCUCCAUAACAACCAGAUCCAGAGCAUGGGUGCGAGAUGUUUUGAAGGUUUACACAGUCUGGAGACACUGGAUUUAAACUACAAUGAUCUGCAGGAGUUCCCUGUGGCCAUCAGGACACUGAGUAAGCUUCAGGAACUGGGCUUCCAUAACAACAAUAUCAAAGCUAUCCCUGAGAGGGCCUUCGUGGGAAACCCUCAGCUCCAAACCAUUCAUUUCUAUGAGAACCCCAUCCAGUUUGUGGGAAAAUCCGCUUUCCAAUUCUUACCUAAGUUGCACACACUUUCCCUUAAUGGAGCAACCCAGAUUCGAGAGUUUCCAGAUCUGAAAGGAACCACCAGCCUGGAAAUUUUGACGUUGACCCGGGCUGGUCUCUCAGCUCUCCCUCUGGAUCUAUGUGAGCAGCUGCCUCGCCUCAGAGUUCUGGAGCUGUCUUACAACCAGAUUGAAGAUCUGCCUAGUUUUUACCACUGCUCCGCACUGCAGGAGAUAGGGCUACAGCAUAACCAAAUCAGGAGGAUAGAGUCAAGCACCUUCCAGCAGCUCACCUCUCUAAGAGCACUUGAUCUGAGCUGGAAUAUGAUCGAGUGGAUUCACCCAGAUGCCUUUGCCUCACUUCACUCUUUGAUUAAACUGGACCUGACUGAGAACCGUCUCAGCUCAGUCCCUGUUGCAGGUUUGGGGAGUCUCACCCACCUCAAGCUGAGGGGCAACACAGAUUUAUAUGAGGCCUUCAGUCCUGAUCACUUCCCCCGUAUGAGGGUGAUAGAGAUGCCUUAUGCCUACCAGUGCUGUGUAUAUGGUUCCUGUGAUAGCUACAAGCCUGCCAGUCAGUGGGACACAGAGCAAAGCAACACCGAUGAGGACCUACACAAGAGGACUGUGGCUAUGUACCCUAUCCAUGCUGACACACACUAUGACCCUGACCUGGAGGAAUUCCAACUGGAAAUAGAGGAAUCCAAACUACAGACGAGUGUCCAAUGCACACCCACGCCAGGUCCUUUCCGUCCCUGCGACUCUCUGUUGGGAAGCUGGCUGGUUCGUGUGGGAUUGUGGUCCAUCUCUCUGGUGUCUCUGCUGGGGAACUCCCUCUUGCUCCUGUCCCUCUUCGGCUCACCCGGCUACCUGUCGCCCCUCCGCUUCACUGUGGCCUGUAUGGGUGCUUCCAAUCUGCUGACAGGUGUGUGUACAUGCACGCUGACCCUUGUGGAUGCUCUUACCCUUGGAGAGUUUGGCCACCAUGGUGCCCGCUGGGAGGGCGGUCCCGGUUGUCAGGCAACAGGAUGGGUCUGGGUGUUUGCAUCUGAGGCGAGUGUGCUGCUUCUGACUCUUGCAGCUGUGCAGUGCGGUGUGAGCGUGACGUGCGCCCGGGCAUAUGGGAAGUCCCCGUCCCUCGGAAGUGUACGCACAUGUGCACUUUUCUGCCUCACUCUUUCCCUGACCCUGGCCUCUCUCCCACUCGCAGGAGUUGGGGAAUAUGGAUCCUCACCUUUCUGCCUUCCCUCACCCCUACCACCCCCAUCCUCUCGGCUGCCAUCUUCCCUGGGCUUCCCCUUGGCACUCAUUAUGAUGAACACCCUGUGCUUGCUUAUAGUCACAGGUUCAUACAUCCGCCUUUACUGGGAGUUACUUCGGGGGGAGUGUGAGGGCUUGUGGGACUGUGCCAUGAUCAAACAUGUUGCCUGGCUGAUAUUCACCAAUGGCCUCCUCUACGUACCAGUAGCUUUCCUCUCCCUCUGUUCCCUUUUAGGUCUCCUCUCUCUAGGGGAAGAGGUGCUAAAAUCAGUCCUCUUGCUCCUCCAGCCCUUGCCUGCCUGCCUCAACCCCCUCCUUUUUCUCCUCUUCACACGUGAUCACUCCCAGUUUUUCUUCUGGCCUCGCCCCAAAGCACGUCCACAGCUACGCCGGGACCGCACCCUGGACUCGCUGGUUUCUGUGGAGACAGAGAAGAGCUCCUGCUCCGAUUCGUCAACACAGGCAUCACUCGCUGAUGCUGAUGCUCUGUACAGUGGGGGGUCCUCUCUCCAACCCCAACUGGAUCCAAUCCGAUUUUCCCACUGCUCCUCUUCUUCCUCUGUUCCUCUUAUCCCUUGCCAGAUACCCACUCCUGCUGCCAGAGAUAGAGACAGAGCAACAGAACGAGGAAGCCUGAACGAUAAUGAAUGUCUGAGGAGUUUGGAUCAAGAUGUUAUUCAUAACACUUGUGCUCUGUAUCACUCUACCAUGACUCCCUCUCUCACCUCUUAUCCAUGAGCCUUUCAAGCUAGCUGUCUGAAUAACUGGGACACUAUGGACAGUCAAGACCAUAAUCAAACAGCAGCAGCAAGACCAUGGUCUGGGUAAUUAAUCCUCAAGCACCUCAGAAUGAGUCCACACGGAGACUGCAGAGUACUCUAGAGAAAUCUAUGAGAACACAACUAAGUGCCUCCAAAAAUGGAGAGUGCAACUAAAGGUUCCCUUCACAAUAAAGACUAUUUAAAAGGAGACACCACAAUACAGCAUGACUGUUAAAGUAAAGGACUAUUUCAGACACUACUCAGUGGAAUGCGUCAGUCAUGGCACAGAGGUAACUCAAAGAAAAGCUGUUAACCACAUGAAAAAUCAAGGAGCAUCAGACAAAUCAAUGGUUUAGCCAGGGGGGAAUUUAGUUAGACCCAGUAGAAUUUUAAGUGUAAAUGUUUAUACUGAAAUGUGAUCAUGAGACAUGCAACUUAGGGGUUACAGAUUGUUUGGUUAUAUUUUAAGUGGAGUUAUCUUAUUUGUCUUUUUUAAAAUAUAAGUUCUAUCCUAUUGCUAAGAUCUGUUUCAAAUAAAGGGAUUCAUCAUCAAAACACACCAGGACAUUUUACCAGAGUAAGCUAACAUUUUUCUCUCACAGAAAUGUUACUGUCAGAUAUAUUUCUCAGCAAUUGUGUAACAAUGGUUAUAAAAAUGUUAUCCUUUAUGUGGCAGCAAAAUGCAACAGGAAACGGACUGCACAUACAGUUUUAUAUGGUUUACAUGUUUUUAUCUCAAAUAUGCAACUCAGCCCAUGAGGAGGCAAGCAGUCAUACAGACUGAAUGGGAUGUAGCUAUCUUUCUACAGACAUUAGAGUAGGCUAGCAAUAUGUACAUACAAUGUAACUACCUCUGAACUAGCAUGGUAUUGACUCACUACAGCCUUAUGAUGUUUGUCUCCCUUUUUAUAUGAUAAACAGCAAAUAUAUAAUUUUAUAUGUUAAGAAAUAAAUCCUUAGUUUGUAAAAAAAAAAAAAAACUUGUCUCACUAUUUAGGAUGUACAUACUUUGUAUACAACUGGUAAGCAUAUGUCUGAAUAAAAUUAUUAUCUUCAUACGUUA
Seriola aureovittata is the source of this 4440-nucleotide messenger RNA. RefSeq names its product leucine-rich repeat-containing G-protein coupled receptor 6 (gene lgr6). Gene Ontology annotation, molecular function: protein binding; protein-hormone receptor activity. Gene Ontology annotation, cellular component: membrane. The record is from RefSeq and is a predicted model, not a curated record. The coding region runs from base 424 to 3354 and encodes 976 amino acids. The transcript has 18 exons. Gene Ontology annotation, biological process: G protein-coupled receptor signaling pathway. Lineage: Eukaryota; Metazoa; Chordata; Actinopteri; Carangiformes; Carangidae.